This is a messenger RNA of Camellia sinensis, 441 nucleotides long. RefSeq lists its product as uncharacterized. The record is from RefSeq and is a predicted model, not a curated record. Lineage: Eukaryota; Viridiplantae; Streptophyta; Magnoliopsida; Ericales; Theaceae.
AUGGCUGGAUAUAGGCGUAAUAACGCUCUCAUGUGCCUUAUUUUCCCAUCGAGUUUGAGCGAGUUGGGCUUGAAGUGGUUUGAGAGGCUUCUGGAGGAAAGCAUCGAAAGGUGGCAGCAGUUAGCAGAAGCAUUCGUGACUCAAUUCAAAACCAACACUAAAACGCCAAAGGAAAUUAACCACCUCCUGAGCGCCAAGAUGGAGUCAGACGACUCUCUCAAAGCGUACAACACCAAAUAUUGGGAAACAUUCAAUGAGAUCCUAGAUUGCCCAACCAACCUGGAAAUCACCCAAUAUAAGCACGGUCUCCCGAUCGGACAUAGACUGAGGGACUCGCUCAUGAUAAACCAACCGACUUCCAUGGAGCUUUUGAUGCAGGGCAUCAAUGAGCACAUCCAUGUAGAGGACAAUGCGACGGUGUCCACUGCAAAGAAAAAUUAG